Messenger RNA from Drosophila kikkawai, 1472 nucleotides. Its product is annotated as carboxypeptidase B1. The record is from RefSeq and is a predicted model, not a curated record. Gene Ontology annotation, biological process: proteolysis. Gene Ontology annotation, molecular function: metallocarboxypeptidase activity; zinc ion binding. NCBI's taxonomy places the organism in Eukaryota, Metazoa, Arthropoda, Insecta, Diptera, Drosophilidae.
UGGCUCUCCGGCGAGAUGUGGAAAGCUCUGCACGCAAUCAUCUGGCUCGCGGCGAUAGCGGGUCCGCUGGCUGAGGUGGAAGCGAGGGUCUCGCGCCGGCAAGUCCGCCAUCGGAGUCCGCCCCAUUUAGGGUUGGAUAAAUAUAUGAGCUACGAGGACAUUAUGCAGUACCUGGAACAACUAUCACGGGUCUAUAGCGAUCGCCUGGAGCUGCAUGACGUAGGGCGAACCUUUGAGAAACGUGAACUGAGAAUCGCCAAGAUAAGCAACGGUAUCGAACCGUCGAGGAAGAAGGUGAUCUUCAUGGACGCCGCUCUCCAUGCCCGGGAAUGGACAACGCCGAUCACCGCCCUCUACGUCAUCCAUCAGCUUGUGGUGGAGUCCAGAGAAAAUGCCUAUUUGCUGGCCAACACAGACUGGAUCAUCCUGCCGCUGGCCAAUCCGGAUGGCUAUGAGUACUCCCGGAACACGAACUAUUGGUGGCGCAACACGAGGACGCCCAAUACGAAUAACUGCUAUGGCACAAAUCUAAACAGGAACUUCGGCCUAGGGUGGGGAGAGGGUCUUCCGAUUUUCAGGGAUCCCUGCAACGAGAACUAUGCGGGCACGGGACCAUUCUCCGAAGUGGAGGCUCGUGUUGUGCGCGACAUUAUGCAUAAACUGGUGGACGAAAAGGUCGGAUUCAUGUACCUCUCCCUGCACACGGCCAACCGAUCGAUCUUCUAUCCCUGGGUCAAUGAGCCCUCUCCGAUUCACAACAACCACGAGCAUGAGGAGAUUGCCCAGUACGCCGCCCAGAAAAUACUCUGGAGCACUGGGACGAUCAUCAAGCCCAGUCAGGGAUACAAGUACGGUGGAAGAAUUGGCGGCACUAGCGUAGACUACGCCUUCUAUAUGGGCUUUCCGCUGUCCUUUGUCUUCGAGAUGUCAGGAAUGGGCAAAAACGGAGUCGAGUAUAGGUUCUACCCACCGGAACAGUACAUCCGCCCCCUCGUUCAAGAAUCCUGGAUAGGCAUCGAAGCGAUGGUCAAAAAGGCCAUUGAAAAAUAUCCGUCUUCCAGGCCAUUACACAUUCCCGUAAACCACAAAGAUGCCGUAAAUGCGGCUCCAUCAAAUCGGGGCUUCUUCGGCAAUAUAUAUGAAAAAUUCACGAGCAUUUUUGAUUGAUUGAUUGACUUUGAAAGACUUGGAUACUACUCUAAACAUAAUGUAAAUAUAAUAAAAAAAAAAAACAAAUCAAGAAAGCAUUCUGGAUUGAAUCUGUUUCUAAACCAACCUUCAAGCCUCGUCUAACCAUAUUUGAAGAGUGUGAAAAUAAGCGAGAUUGAGAUAAUAUAUAUAGAGAUUUAUACUGCAUUUUUAAAUUUAUAUAAUCAACAUGUUUUACACGACUACUGUACAUCAUUGUUAUAUAUCUGAAAUAUUCUUGAACCUGGCUUAUGUUUUAUAGAACAUUAAAAGUACAAAUUCUA